AAUAAAAGACCAGGUGAGAGAGGUACCUGCAGUUCGUCUCCCCCAAGCAAGAUUAAAAAAGUCCAUACAACGCCAUCAGAAAGUACUGGAAUAUCUCCCAAGCCCUUACGAAAAUUACGACGAGUUGCAUCUGCUACACAGAGUAUGCAGUCAUCUUGUAUGGAACAUUCUGCUCCUACCACAACAAUAGGUGUUCUUGACAAUCCCACGCCUGCUAUGCUUUUGGUAAUGCAGCGUAAUAUGGAACGCCAAAUGCAGCAAACUGAACUAAGCAAAAAUAGAAUGAAUGCUGAUAGAAAUGGUUGUAAAAUUACAGUCAGUGAAAGCUUCAGAUCCAUUGCAGAAACUGUAGCAAGAAAAAAGAGUCCAUUUUCAAGAGUUAACAGUUUGCGAACUAAAAGGUGAUUGCAGUAGAAUUUUAAUCACUUUCUUCUUGCUUCUGGAGUUUUAAAAAUGGUUCAGAGUCCUUUUAUCGAAGUCAUUGUUUAUAUAUAAUAGUUUUUUUUAACCAAAUACCAAGUCUGGUAAGCCAUUGUGUGGUGAAAAUAUUUAUAUGGGCCCUGAAGAUGUAGAUAAUCAGAAAUGAUGUUGAAUCCUGUGAUAAUUGGUGUAUCUAAAAAACAUUCAAGUUAUUGUAUAUAAUUUUCAAAAUGCUUCUCCUGUACAUAUCUUAAUAAAAUUAAAUUUUAUAUGAAAUAA
Messenger RNA from Stegodyphus dumicola, 699 nucleotides. Its product is annotated as serine/threonine-protein kinase VRK1-like. NCBI's taxonomy places the organism in Eukaryota, Metazoa, Arthropoda, Arachnida, Araneae, Eresidae. Gene Ontology annotation, biological process: protein phosphorylation. Gene Ontology annotation, molecular function: ATP binding; protein kinase activity. The record is from RefSeq and is a predicted model, not a curated record.